UAUCAUUCGUUUACAGUUUCUUCAGGACAGCCACAGCGACACACCCGGAAAAUGAAAACAGAGCACAGGAUAGAGUUGGUGCUUCUUUUGUUAGUCGGUUGUUUGAAGACGGGUUUGAGGUUUAGCUAAAUAUUUGAGUGUUUUCAGUAAAAAUCUACUCAUUUUAAGCCUCAGAGAGAGUUUAUCAACGAGCAGGUAACUCCUGCUGGAGAAACAUUCAGAGUUUAAAGAAAUCAACGUUAAGAUGGAGGACAAGAUGGAGUAUCAGCACAGACUGCUGUUUUUUACCCGGAUACCGAAGAUAAUCUUACACCGGAUAGAUCUGUGUAAAGAGGAGGUUCUCAAUAAACCCAGCAACCAGGGGGAAAACUCCACUUUAGAUCCAAAGAAACCAGAACAUCUGCAGAUAAAACAGAAACAAGAGGAACCAGAACCUCUGCAAGGAAUACAGAAACAAGAGGAACCAGAACCUAUGCAGAUAAAACAGAAACAAGAGGAUCCAGAACCUCUGCAAAUAAAACAGGAACAAGAGGAACCAGAACCUCUGCAGAUAAAACAGAAAGAAGAGGAAACAGAACCUCAAGAGUUCAAAGAGGAAGAGAAGCAACUCUGCAUCAGUCAGGAUGAAGAGCAUCUUGUGCUGAAACAGGAGACUGAUGACAUUUUGAUGAUGCCUUCUAAAGUGCAAAGAAUCCACAAUGAAACAGAACCACAGAGAAACCAACUAAUCUCUCAUGACUCUGCUGAGGAUGACAACCAGGAUCAGGAAGGAAGCAGUUCUGACGAUCCAGAUGAAGAACAGAAACAAAAAGAGAGAUGUCAGAAAAAGAAACAGCAGAAAAGUAAAACUGACAGUUCAAAACAAAAAAGGCAAAAGAAAGCUCACCCAGACCAAAAAUUACAUUCCUGUAAAAUUUGUAAUAAAACCUUUUCUGUAAACAAUACUCUGACUCUACACAUGAAAAUUCACACAGACGGAGAACAGUUCAUCUGUUCAAUGUGUAGAAAACAAUACAGUUCAAAGGACGCUUUAAAGAAACACAUGAGAUAUCAUCUUGAUGUGCCUUACACAUGUACGAUCUGUAAAAACGUAUUUCCCAGUAAAAAUGUUUUAAUUGAUCACAUGCAGACUCACAUGGGUGAGAAGGGACAUACAUGUGUGACCUGUGGAAAACAUUUUGAUUUCAAAAGUAAUUUAAAUCUUCACAUGAGGAGUCACACAGGCGAGAAACCUUUUUCAUGUACAAUUUGUGGAAAAGAAUUCAGUCAAAAAGGAACUUUAAUUUGGCACAUGAGAAGCCACACAGGCGAGAGGCCUUUUCCAUGUACACGCUGUGACCAAAAGUUCACCAGAAAACACAAUUUAAUCUGUCACAUGAGGUCUCACACUGGUGAGAAGCCUUUUUCAUGUAAGAUCUGUGGAAAACACUUUGGUUACAAAUGUUAUUUAAAUAGUCACAAGAGGAUUCACACGGGUGAGAAGCCUUUUUCAUGUAAGAUCUGUGGAAAAAGUUUCACUCAAAACUCUAAUCUUUCUGUACACAUUCAAACUCACAGGGAAUUAAAACUUUAUUCUGUGUGAUUUGUGGAAGACCUUUCCGGUUUAAAUCUAAUUUACUUUUUCAUAUGAGAACUCACACAGGUGAGAGACCUCUCUUGUGCGACGUGUGGAAAAAGUUUCACUCGGAUAACCAAUUUCACUGUUCACAUGAAAGAGCACAUGGCAUAAUUUGAACCUUGAAUAUCAAUAUUCUCAGUAACUUGCUAUUUGAAAGCACAGUAAUUAUAGCUGGGUGACAUUUUGUAAAUGUAGCAGCUUUGUUAAAAAAAACAUUUCAAAUGGAUUUAGCUGAAAUACUUUGAAGAAAUAAUCUUUUUCUGUUAGUUUUAGAUUUUCAUUUAAAUGUUUAUUUUUAAGUGAGAUUGUCUCCACAUUAAUUGUUUGUUAAUAAAAGUGAAUUUGAAUGCAUUUAGAGUCAUUGUAGAUUUGUUGCACUUGUACUUUGUUUUACUUUAAUGAUUUUGGUUAGUGGAUAGAUGCUAGCUGUUACUGAAUGCAAUGUUUGCGCUGGUAGGUUACAAACUGAUUGGAAACAUACUUGUCUAUAUUUGAAUCUGAAUAUCAGUUUUUUAUUAUGUUGUCUUUGUUGCUCAAAGAAUAGUGUCGUUAGUUCAUAAAUCACUUAACAACUUAGCACCACAAUACAUUAAAGAGCUGCUGUUCUCAUAGCAACCCUCCAAGUCUUCUGGUUCUGGUCUGCUCUGCAUCCCCAGAACCAGAACCAAACGUGGAGAAGCAGCAUUCGGCUUCUAUACACCACAAAUCUGGAACAAACUUCCAGAAAACUGCAAAACAGCUGAAACACUGAGUGCCUCUAAAUCUCAACUAAAGACCCACGUGUUUAGAGUUUUAUUCGAAAUGUAAUCAAUAACGAAUUUAAUGAUGUAACUUGACUGAGUGUCAUGUUUUGAUUCUAUGUUGCAUGACUUUGUGUUUUUGUGUUAUGAUGUAAACCUCUUUGAAAUGCCUUGUUUGUGAAAUGUGCUAUACAAAUAAAAUUUGAUUGAUUUGAUUCAGGACAAAAAUAAACAUUGUUGCUGAAUCUCUGCUCUGUGUUUAUUACCAGUAUCUGUAAUUUCCUGUAAAUAAAACUGAUGAUCUUAAGGAAUCGACCUGAAACUUCAAACUCAUCAACUCUAAAAAAA
Messenger RNA from Xiphophorus couchianus (Monterrey platyfish), 2706 nucleotides. Its product is annotated as gastrula zinc finger protein XlCGF57.1-like. The coding region runs from base 245 to 1582 and encodes 445 amino acids. Gene Ontology annotation, molecular function: DNA-binding transcription factor activity, RNA polymerase II-specific; RNA polymerase II transcription regulatory region sequence-specific DNA binding. Lineage: Eukaryota; Metazoa; Chordata; Actinopteri; Cyprinodontiformes; Poeciliidae. Gene Ontology annotation, cellular component: nucleus. The record is from RefSeq and is a predicted model, not a curated record. Gene Ontology annotation, biological process: regulation of transcription by RNA polymerase II; embryo development. The transcript has 2 exons.